Messenger RNA from Xiphophorus maculatus (southern platyfish), 2954 nucleotides. RefSeq names its product NAD kinase (gene nadka). Gene Ontology annotation, biological process: NADP+ biosynthetic process; NAD+ metabolic process. The transcript has 10 exons. Bases 653 to 1780 code for a protein of 375 amino acids. Gene Ontology annotation, molecular function: NAD+ kinase activity. The record is from RefSeq and is a predicted model, not a curated record. Lineage: Eukaryota; Metazoa; Chordata; Actinopteri; Cyprinodontiformes; Poeciliidae.
CUGCAAAUGCCGUGCAUGAAGCGGAGUUUGCCCUGCAGGUCAGGCUUAAUUUUAUUAUUAAAACAUAUUUUUACUUCCUUACAGUAACAGCACACGAGGAAUCAUCCUGUUGAUUUCCAAUAAAACCCAGUGGCGCUGUUGCCUCAGACCAGUUACGUUGUUUCCUGUUGCUGGUCAAGGCGCAGAAUGAGGUCAUGCAGGUGGAAACACUUUGGCGUUGAAGUAAAUGUGCCGCCGUUGAUGGCAGCUGAGGUUGUGUUGCUCAGUGAGUCACACCUGUCCAACGAGGAGAUGGGGAGUGGAGUGGGCGGGGCCAGCUCGGCUGCCUGGGCGGAGCCCAGCAUGCGGAGAGGCCUUAAGAGGAGCGAGAGCUUAACCUCGGGAGCAGAGCUGCAGAGAAGGUUUUAGUGCCAAGGCCUGUCAGGGACAAUUACAGUCUCAGUGGCUGCAGCUCUUAGAGUUUCUCAGCUGAUCCCGGGAGGCCUGAGCGCCGCUUCUCAACUUACAACACGGGAGUUUUGUUUUGUGGGAGCUUCAAAAUGUGUAGUUGUUAGAGGCGGGAUGCGCUGUUCUGAGAGACGCAACCAUCGGGAAAGAACCUGCUGAGUCCACCUGCAGCUGCGGUGGUUUUACUUUUUUUUUUUUUAGAGCCAUGAAGUUUAACCAGUCUGUAACAGAGGAGACACAGGGGAGCCACAGCGAGAACAAAGUCUGGAAAUGGCACAUUCAGGAUCCCGCCAGCCAGAGACUGACGUGGAACAAGCCUCCGAAAAGUGUCCUUGUCAUCAAGAAGAUCCGAGAUGCCAGCCUGCUUCAGCCGUUCAAGGAGCUCUGCACUUUCCUCACCGAGGUGAAGGACCUGAUGGUUUACGUGGAGAAGAAGGUCCUGGAUGAUCCGGCCAUUUCAGGCGACGAAGUUUUCGCCGCCAUCACUAAGAAAUUUUGCACUUUCAGAGAAGAUCUGGACGAUAUCUCCAAUCGUGUGGACUUCAUCAUCUGUCUCGGUGGAGAUGGAACGUUGCUGUACGCGUCUUCGCUUUUCCAGGAGAGCGUCCCCCCUGUCAUGGCCUUCCACCUGGGCUCCCUGGGCUUCCUGACGCCGUUCAAGUUCGAUACGUAUCAGUCUCAGGUCACGCAGAUCAUCGAAGGAAACGCCGCCAUCGUGCUGCGAAGUCGCCUGCAGGUGCGAGUGCUCAAGGAGAACUGGGAGAAGAAGGACACGGUGGACGAGAAGGGCAUCAUCCUGACCAAUAAGGACCUGGAGACCAGCCGCAAAGCCAUGCAGUAUCAGGUUCUUAACGAGGUGGUGGUGGACAGAGGACCCUCCUCCUACCUGUCCAACGUGGACCUCUUCCUGGACGGACACCUGAUCACCACGGUGCAGGGGGACGGUUUGAUCGUUUCCACGCCGACGGGCAGCACGGCGUACGCGGUGGCCGCCGGAGCCUCCAUGAUCCACCCCAACGUCCCGGCCAUCAUGAUCACCCCCAUCUGUCCUCACUCCCUCUCCUUCAGACCCAUCGUGGUGCCUGCUGGAGUGGAGCUCCAGAUAAAGCUCUCCCCUGAUGCCAGGAACACGGCCUGGGUGUCGUUCGACGGCAGGAAGAGACAGGAGAUCUGCCACGGAGACAGUAUCACCAUCACCACUUCCUGCUUCCCCGUUCCCUCCAUCUGCUUCCGAGACCCGGUGAACGACUGGUUCGAGAGCCUGGCCACGUGUUUACACUGGAACGUGAGGAAGAAGCAGAACUACCUCAGCUCGGAGGACGAAGAGUUCUGAAGGACCGCUCCUUUCGCCUGCCGCCGCCGAGAGCCUCCGACUCUUAACUUUAGUAUUGGCAAAAGUCAAAGUGCAGCGAUUUCGGACGUGUAAUCAAAAAGGAAAGCAACACACUGCAACUCUCGGGUUGAACCCAAACACAGUCGCGUGGCGUCAUAGUGCUGUUGUUGGCUUGCUCCGAGACUUUUUCCAUAUUCAGGGAGACUUUUUUUUUUUUUUUAAAAGGAAAUCAACUCUCUCUGCUGAAGCAAAGACCAAACUACACUAGAGUAGAAAAACUCCAGUUCAUGUUUAACUAAGAACUAAUGAGAUCUUAAAAGUUGCUUUAGCUGAAUCCAGGGGCCCAACUGUGCAGAAUGUGCCUUAAACACUGCCUUCAUCAGGAUAAAGUGAUAUUUUGAGGUUACCAAAUUUGUGUUUUUUUCUAUUUUUUUUAUCUAACAUUUGCCAUGUUUGUCUUUCCUGUUAGCAGAACUGAACACAUGGCUGUGUUUUAGGUAGUUUACUGAAUCGAAGGCGGCACAAAGCUGUUGCGAGCCCCUUCUUACUGAUGUCUGGUUUUAAAGAUUUUUCCUUUAAGCAUCCGCCAAACAUUUUAAAAUCUGUAUUUUUUUAGACCGAUGUCUGUGGGCUCUGUGAUGGUCUGUGUGUGAAUGUUGAGGGAUUGUUACAAACUUGCUGCGUUUCCCACAGUGCAGCCUACGUUACAGGUCUGUCGGGACCUGCCCACCGUCCAGAUGUUUGGUUUUAAAUCGACUCAACAGAUCAAUCAUUCCUCUUAACCCUGUACAUAAAUGUAAAACGCUAAUAAGCUGUUGUUUUGUAUAAUAAUGUUUAUUCACAGGUUUACAGUGUAUUAUUACUGAAAAUAAAUCUAUUUGCUACUUUUUAUACGGCGAUGCGUUUGUCACUUGUUGAUUUUUGUCGACGUGGAGCAGUCUAGUGUCUUGACGAUCCGUUAGAAACGCAUUCCAGGGCAAAUGUGAUUUGUCUGACUUUUAAUAGGAAAGAGACCAGCUGGUUCGUCACCAGCGUUGGUCUCAGCUGUUCUCUGUAAAGUGCUUUUCACUUUUGUAACCGAGAGCCUGCAACUCUAACUUUUGCAUUGGCAAGUUUGAUAAACGUGUCCAAGAAGCUAUUCUCUUUUUUUUUUUUUUUUUCCAUAACACCUUAA